UAGUCAUUUUUCUUGGAAAAUUAUGUUUAUCAAACUCAUGAAUAUUCAUGAUUUCUCUAACAAAUGAUAAAAUGAUAACAUAAUUGCUUUUAUAGCGGUGUUGAUUCCUCAGGCUACACAGAUCGUAGCCCCCCGAGUUGCCGUUCCCGUCUCCAGAUCAGUAAUUAACCAAGCUCGAAUUGACACGGUCGAAACCCCCAUAGUGCGUGCUAUCGUCGCCGCCCCACCGAAAGUUGCAGUCGCGACACCGGUGAACCGUUUAACCGACGUUACGCUCAUAUCGUCCGAAGAUAGAGUGACCAACAUGGACAAAUGCUUCCAGUACAUGAUGACGUCCGCCAGUCCAACAGUAGUUUCGAAGCUGAUCACGCAGUACAGCAGCGAAGGAUAUAUCCCCCUUAUUGGCUAUCCGUAUCAGUGCGAUGAUAAGUACAACUACUAUAAAGUUCCUACGUAUAAUUAUGCUAUCGAGUUAAACAAAAAGAAAGCUAAGAAAGCUUAG
Molecule: messenger RNA, 502 nt
Organism: Soboliphyme baturini
Lineage: Eukaryota; Metazoa; Nematoda; Enoplea; Dioctophymatida; Soboliphymatidae
Source: the annotation of a GenBank genome assembly